AUUAAUCAAGUUUAUUUUUUAGACAUUUUUAUAUUUGUUUUUGUUUUACAAUUUUUGUUUUAUUUUAAAGAAAGUAUAUUAAAUACUUUAGUGAAAAAAUUUCUUAAUAGGUUAGUAGGAGUAUUUAGAUAUACAAAUACUUUACCAUUAAGGUCAGUAAUUUCUAUUUUUACUUUUAUUGUUCUUUUAACUUGUUGUUUUGGAGGUUAUUUUACUUACUCUUUUUGUCCUUGUGGAAUGGUUGAAUUUACUUUUGUUUAUGCUGCUGUAGCGUGAUUAAGUACUUUGUUAACUUUUAUUUCAAGAGAAAAAUUUUCAGUUUAUAUAAGAAAACCAGGAGACACAUAUUUGAAAACUCUUAGAAUGCUAUUAAUUGAAAUCGUUAGAGAAUUUUCUCGUCCACUUGCUUUAACAGUGCGUUUAACAGUUAAUAUUACUGUUGGUCAUUUAGUUAGAAUAAUGCUUUAUCAAGGAUUAGAAUUAAGAAUAGGUGAUCAGUAUAUUUGAUUAUCAAUUUUAGCCAUUAUAAUAGAAUGUUUUGUUUUCUUCAUUCAAAGUUAUAUUUUCUCUCGUUUAAUUUUUUUAUAUCUUAAUGAGUAA
Messenger RNA from Caenorhabditis elegans, 600 nucleotides. NCBI's taxonomy places the organism in Eukaryota, Metazoa, Nematoda, Chromadorea, Rhabditida, Rhabditidae. The record is from the annotation of a RefSeq genome assembly.